GUGGGUGUGUGGGGUGGGCUGUGAUUUCUCAUUGCUAGUGGCUGCAUCAGGGAUGAGACAUUCAUUGUGCUCUAGUAAUAACAGCACUCGGCUCUGGCGCCCUACCAGCCGUCCAUCCUGCCACCCACCUCUCCAGGCUGCUGGCCGUAGGGCACCGGGGACUAACUGCCUGCUCUAGGGCACUGGGAGAAGAGAGAGCCACCAUAGGACACUGGAAGAAGAGAUGUCCACACCCUACAUCUGAGAGAGAUGCCAAGCAGCCCUGGUAACCACCGAUGUGCCACAAACCAAGUAGCCAAGUCAAGGCCUUCAGGAUUGUAAUUGGUUUCUUCACACCUUCUUUGGGAUCUAGCAAGACCAUUGGGACUGAAGUUGGUCUCCAUCUUUGGGAUCUAGCAAGCCUAUUUGGAUUACAGUGGGUAUCAAUCCUUGGGAUCUAGCAAGGCCUUUGGGACUUCAGUUGGUCUCCAUCCUUGGGAUCUAGAAAGCCCAUUAAUAUUACAGUUAGCUUCCUCUGUAGGGCUAAUGCCCAAGAUAUUGGACUGCUCUGCUUGAUUUGGGUUUGCUGCAGGAUGCUCAAAUAAUGAGGUUCCCAAUGAGUGGGCCCCUCAUAACCUUGUGGACCUUACCGGCAGGAAAAAGAGUGUCAGCACAAAGGAAUUCCCAGCCUGUGCAAGAACCCUCCAUGUAAGGAGCAAUAGGACCUAGGGAGGUGGAUCUGCCUUUGAUGUGGGGUUCUUGCAUUUCUCAAAGCAACUACAAUUAUUGUGAGAUGUUUGUAUCCAUCCAGCGUCCUCUCCAGGACCUAACUGUGCCCCAGAGACCUUUCUUCCAUCUCUCUGAGGGACGGAGCACUUGAGCCAAGCAGCAAUUUGACCCAUUUGCAUAUUAAUGAUUGGAAGGAAUGCCACAGAGAAACUGACUCCCCAAUGGGACCAUAUUAGCAAGCUUGGCCUGUAGAGGUAGCCAUGGUCAUCUGCACUGGACUCUCCUCCUCUGCUGGUCCCUCAAUCACAGUGUUGCCAGUGCAAGAUUUCUAGGUGGGGGUGGCAUCACAACUCUCCAGCCACAUGCAGGGGGCGCUGGGAGAAAACAAAGUUGCGGACAGUAAUGUGAAAAAAAUUCUCAUGUCGUGUCUGAAAGGGCAACAGGUCAUCAUCAAGAUGGAGGCCAUGAAGAUCAUCCAGGCCGAGAAGUUCUCAGAGUGUCAGAACUCUCAGCCUCGGUACUGCCCCCCAUCUCGGAGGGAACCUCCGCUGGUUGCCAAACGGGCCUGGCCAUCUGAUUCCGAGAUCAUUGUCAACCAGGCGUGCGGAGACAUGCCCACUCUGGAAAACAACCCAAACACGAUGGGGCUUCCAACUAGGACACCACCUCCUCCACGAAGGGAAAAGAUCUAUCCUGGCCAACGGAAACUGAGCACAGAUAUUUGUUACCAUCGCAAGACCCCUUCUGAUGAAGUCAUUGUGAACCAGUAUGUGCUGCACCCAUCCACCCCUUGUGAGCCCUUAGAAUGCCCCACCUGCGGGCACAUGUACAAUUUCACCAACAAGCGGCCUCGGAUCUUGUCCUGCCUCCAUUCUGUGUGCGAGGAGUGUCUGCAGAUCCUCUACGAGUCCUGCCCCAAGUACAAAUUCAUUUCCUGCCCCACCUGCAAGCGGGAGACUGUGCUCUUUACUGACUAUGGGCUGGCGGCCCUCGCUGUCAACACCAGCAUCCUCAACCGGCUCCCGACCGAGGCCCUAUCGGCCAAUCAGGUGCAGUGGAGCAGUGACACAGACCGCAGCUGCUACCAGACCUUCCGCCAAUACUGCGGGGCGGCCUGUACCUGCCACGUCAGAAACCCGUUGUCUUCCUGUACCAUCAUGUAGCCUGGUACUACUGUCGGGGCCCCUAGGGCCCUUGUGGAACUGUGACUCACACCUGCAGUAUUACAUAUAUAAGUAUUGUAUGUAGGGCAGAAGUGGAAAGGAGGUCACUUGGAGAGACCACCCGGAGAGACCAUCCAAUCCCUUCUGCCUUAUAUUUCCAUAUCACAGCGAUGGGUAGCAAUGCCCUUGUCCAGCUCAGUUCUACUUGUCCUGGUGAUACUUUGCAUCUCUCUGUGGAUUCAUCAUCUCUGUGUCUCCUCCCACCCCUAACGGCCCCCAAGCAUGGAAGGACUGAUGCUGGCGCAGAGACUGUCAUACCAAGCACAACAGAACCACCAGCUGGUACCAUGAGACUGGCUCAGUGUGCCCAAUGGAUUAGACCAACCACCUCCCAUGGGCACAACCCAAAGGGAAGCCUCUACUCUGCCCAAUAGUUUCUUUUGCCAAAGCUUUGUUUUGAUUCGCUGACUGAAAUACACAAAAAUUAUAUAUUUUAACUUAUUGUCAAAAAGGAGGCAUGGCCACUUGGGCUUCCGUCUGCCUGAUGGAUCUCGAAGCCCGUUGCUGAGCGACACAUCUGGGGUCUCUCGGGCAGAGGGAAGUCUGUUGGGUAGUAAGUGGCGGGCGCAUUGUGAUGGGGGAAUUGUGUGGGGUGUUGUGCCCGGGGGUGACUCCCUGUCUGAAGUUACAACUACAUAAAUGGCUACAACACA
Molecule: messenger RNA, 2584 nt
Organism: Xenopus laevis (African clawed frog)
Lineage: Eukaryota; Metazoa; Chordata; Amphibia; Anura; Pipidae
Gene: rnf208.S
Product: ring finger protein 208 S homeolog
Exons: 2
Coding region: 1071-1871 (266 amino acids)
Biological process (GO): protein ubiquitination
Molecular function (GO): ubiquitin protein ligase activity
Source: RefSeq, a predicted model, not a curated record